Chaetomium strumarium is the source of this 1722-nucleotide messenger RNA. RefSeq names its product Ribokinase-like protein. The transcript has 10 exons. Gene Ontology annotation, molecular function: hydroxymethylpyrimidine kinase activity; thiaminase activity; phosphomethylpyrimidine kinase activity. The record is from RefSeq and is a predicted model, not a curated record. NCBI's taxonomy places the organism in Eukaryota, Fungi, Ascomycota, Sordariomycetes, Sordariales, Chaetomiaceae. The coding region runs from base 1 to 1722 and encodes 573 amino acids. Gene Ontology annotation, cellular component: cytosol. Gene Ontology annotation, biological process: thiamine biosynthetic process.
AUGGCUCCUGCAAGAGUGUUGGUAAUCGCGGGCUCAGAUAGUUCAGGCGGGGCCGGACUGGAAGCGGACCAAAAGGUCAUUGCUGCUCACGGGUGCUACGCCAUGACAGCCACGACGGCGCUCACGGCCCAGAACACGAAGGGGGUGUAUGGCAUCCACCUGGUGCCGCCCGAGUUUCUCAAGAAACAGAUCGACGCCGUCAUCGAAGACGUUGGGGUAGACGUUGUCAAGACAGGCAUGCUCGCCUCGGCCGAGACAAUUGAAGUCAUUGCUCAAGCCCUCGAGCAACACAAUGUCUCCACCGUCGUGCUCGACCCAGUAAAUAUCCACCCUCUCCCAUCUCUGCCUUCCGACUCACUCGCCUACGGGGAACUCACACUUCGGUGCGCUGCGCAGGUGAUGAUAGCAACAACAGGCGCCCAGCUGCUGCCUCCCGAAGCCCUCCACAUCCUCCGCGCCCGCCUCCUCCCGCGCGCAAACAUCGUGACGCCCAACGUCCCGGAAGCUCUCCUCUUACUCUCUGACAACAGCAGCAGCAGCCAUAUUGCAACAACAACGCCUGCGGCUGUCAGCAACGUAGGCGAUCUCGAGACCCUCGCCCGGGCGAUACGCAGGCUCGGCCCGAAGUGGGUCCUGGUCAAAGGUGGGCAUUGCCCAUUCCGCAAGGACGGUACCGCUGCUCGGGCGGAGAACGAGAGGGAGUUGGUGGUCGAUGUGUUGGUUGGAGAAGGGGAUGGCGGGACAGAGGAGGCCGCGGAGGUAGUGCUCAGGGUGGAGACGGAGUACUGCGAUUCAACGAAUACCCACGGCACGGGGUGUUCUUUGGCUUCGGCGAUUGCGUCGAACUUGGCAAAGGGGAUGGACAUGCCUGCAGCAGUCAGAGCUGGCUGCAGAUAUGUUCACGUCGGCAUCCGUACUGCGCCGGGGCUGGGCGGCGGCAACGGGCCGCUCAACCACUUCCACUCGGUCUAUGCGCUGCCCUUUUCGCGGGGCCAUUUCAUCGAUUACCUCCUCGAACGACCAGAUGUUGCGCCUGUGUGGGACAGGUUUGUUAACCACCCGUUUGUGUUGGCCAUGGGAGAUGGAACGCUGCCGAUUGAGUCGUUCAAGGGGUACCUGAUCCAGGACUAUCUCUAUCUUACACACUUUGCUCGAGCCAACGCACUUGCUUCGUACAAGGCCGGUACGAUGAAGGAUAUUGCUGCUUCCGCCGCCAUCGUCACGCAUAUCUUCCGCGAGAUGGAGCUGCACAUCGGCUAUUGCGCAGGUUUUGGCAUCUCGAGGGAAGAAAUGGAGAAAACAGAGGAGAAGGGAGCAUGCACGGCAUACACCAGGUACGUGCUCGACAUCGGCCAGUCUCAAGAUUGGCUUGGGCUCCAGGUAGCCAUGGCACCCUGCCUCCUCGGAUACGGCGCCAUCGCCAGGCAGCUGCACGCCGAUCCGCGGUCCAAGAGAGAAGGCAACCUGUACUGGACGUGGAUCGAAAACUACGUGGCCGACGACUACACCACGGCAGUCAAGACGGGCUCUGAACUCCUCGAAAGACAUGCGGUGCUCCAGAGCGUGCCGCGGAUAGAAGAGUUGGUCAAGAUCUUCAUCCACGCUACAAAGGUCAGCUGCUGGGUCUACUGGUUGGAUGUGCCCCUCGACGCCGGUUGGACGCUGACACGUUUGGGCCUGCAGAUGGAAAUUGCGUUUUGGGAGAUGUACAGUGCGUCUUAG